This is a messenger RNA of Condylostylus longicornis, 3990 nucleotides long. RefSeq names its product protein fuzzy (gene fy). The record is from RefSeq and is a predicted model, not a curated record. Gene Ontology annotation, biological process: vesicle-mediated transport; non-motile cilium assembly. Lineage: Eukaryota; Metazoa; Arthropoda; Insecta; Diptera; Dolichopodidae. The transcript is spliced from 6 exons. The coding region runs from base 178 to 1395 and encodes 405 amino acids.
AUGUAAAUUGUGAAUAUGUUAAUAUUUCCUUUAAAGGGAAAUUUCUCUCAUGUUUAAUUUUGGACAAUAUAAAUUAUUUUAUUAAAAAAUAUUUUCGAUUGCGCAAGUGUAAUAAUGUAGCACCGUUAUUAUAAAUAUUGCUAAAUUAAAAUUUAAAAUAUUUCGGAUUAAUAAAAAAUGACUUUACCACCGCAAGCAGUGCAUCUAAUGUGUUUAACAGUCAACGGAGGGAAUCCAGUUUUUACAAGAAAAAAAGGGAAUGUGGAAAGCCUUCCAUUCUCAACAGUAGCAUCUCUCAAUGGAACACAUAUGUUUUGUAAAUCUCAAGGAAUUGAACUUAAAACAACCCAUACAGCAGAUUGGAUAUUUGUUUGGAAAGAUUAUGACUCCGUGACUCUAAUAUGUGCUGGGAAAAAUUACACGGAAAAACAUUUGAGUCAAUUAAUAGUAUUGGUUUACAAUGUUUUUCUUCUAUUUAUAACAGAAGACGAUUUAAAAGCAACUAACAACUUUGAUAGAAUACGUAGAGAAACAAAAAACUUUAUGCCACUAAUUGAAAAAAUUUUGAAUAACUUUGAUUCUGAUUUUCUUGAAUACAGUGAGUGCAUUUUAGCUGUAGAAAAUACUCAAAUAUUGGGAAAAUUGAAUGAAUUUGCAUUACAAUUUGGUUCAUUAUUCUGUGCAAUUAUGAUCGGAUCAAAAAUAAUUGUAGCUACAGAAGGAUGGUGGGAUCUAAACGAAAUUGACAGAAAACUUUUGAUUAUUUUAUUUCAAACAACAAACAAUCAAUUGCGAGAUAUUCCAGUAUAUUUACCUAAGAAGAGCCCAAAUACCGCUUAUAGAUUCGUAGCAGUACCAAUUGUUGGAUUAAUAACUCUUUGUGUUCUAUGUGGCUCAGAACCAUCGUACCACGACAUCAGUUUACUAACCCAGCAAAUAUUUAAAAAUGAUUUUGAAAUAUUACAAAAUGCAGAGAAAUGCAUACCAAGAAAUAUUUCUAAUACAAUUGAAAUUGAAGAAAAUAUAUUAGGGCUUUUAGUUAUCAAUAAAAUCCAAAAGAAAUAUGUUAUGACCAGGAAUCUUCAUCAAGCAUCAAACUCAAAGCGUCCUUCAAGUGGAUCUCAUAGAUUAGAUAUAUUGAAAUUAUUUUUUUAUCAAGCCGUUGAUAUAACAGACGAGUUUUUAAAUAGAAAACCAGAAGAGAAUAAAGUUAAUGCAACUGAAUCAUAUUGGAGUUUGGAUUAUCAUAAAUGUCAUGCUUAUAAUGAUAAUUUUGGAAAUUUGAUUAUAGCUUUAUAUGCAUCUUCAAUACCAAUUCAGGCAAUGAGGCUUACAACAAAAAAAACUUUGGAAAAUUUAAUAUCACAUAACGAAAGCACAUGUUGGAAUAAUUAAAAAUCAUUGAAUUCUUGAAAGUUACGUAUCUUACAUUCAUUACAUUAGAUGCGGAGAAAUUUUCUUACACAUUCAUUACACAGGAGAUUUUCUUAUAUAGAUUAUUAACUUUAUAAAUACGAUUUAAAAAAAAGGAAACGCAAAGUUUAAAUUUUAUUUUUAAAUUACAAUCGAAAAUUUAUUUUUAAUAACAAAAAUAUACACAUUUUCUACAUGAUAUUUGUAUUAUAUUCAAUUUAUUUUAAUAAUAUUAUUGUCAUUUUUAAAUGUUCUUAUGGUUUUAAUCUUCAUUUUCAAAAUUAAUAUUCUGUUAUUUGGUUUCUUUUUUUUAAGUAUGUUUGGAUCGAUUAAGUGUAUAUUUAGUUUUUAUAACAUUUACUUUUUAUUGUAUAUUAUAUAUUUUUUAAUAAUAACAUAUUAUGUAAAAUAUUUAAUAAUGUAUUUGGUUUUAUAUGAAAUACAUAAUAAAAAUGCAAUUUACGGAUAAAAUUUUUUAAAAAUUUAUUGUCUUUUUUUUUAUAGUUACUAUGAACGUUAGUAUGCCCAUUAAUACUAUUUCUUACAAUAUGAAUUUUUUUAUAUUAUUAAAACUAUAUUUUAAAACAAUAACAUAAAAUAUAUGAGAAAUUUUAAAGAAGAUUAGACACAUUUAAAACGAAAAAAUAGUAGAAACCUUGUAUAGAUGAUUAAAAAUUUAUUUAUAUGAAGUACAAUAUAUUUAUUUACCAUCAUUUUCAGAAGACUUACGCAUUACAAGAUAAUAUUAUUAAAUGAUUAAUUUUUUCUUUUCAUCUUCCAUUAUUAUAAAAUUGAUAUGAGGUCCGUUAAAAAUUGAUAUUGAAAAGUAAUAUAUUCAAAAUAUUUAACUUUUUGGGGUCCAAUUUAUUUUAUAUAUGUAUAAGUUUUAAAAAUGUAAGUAAUUGAAUUAAAUUAAAAUAAUUCUAAUAUUAAGUGUAAGUGAAUUAAGGAAAUUUUGUUAAGAAUUUAUUUUUAUUAAUCAUUGUGUACAAAACUAUUUCUAAAAAUUCCUUUACAUUCUUUAAAACACAUUUUUCCAUUGGAGAAUAUUAAAAAGUCUUAUAGCACACAUUAUCAAAAAUUAUAUGUUUGCAAAACAUUUCAUAAAAUAUUAGAUAAAUAACCUUUAUUCUCUUAAUAUAAUCGUCCAUAUUCUGUUAGUCGUAUCACUUGUGGUGGUGAACUUAUUGAAAACUAUGUGGGUUUUUAAAUAGAACUCCAAUUUUGGAUAGGAUGUUGUUCGGAAAAUUAAAAAAUUUUUAAAUAACUCAUCACCUCAAGAGAUAGAAGUAACAUAAUGUGUACAUACAUCGAAUAUUUUCACAUUCUUUUCCUAGUUUCUUGCCAUUUUUACUUGGCAGAAUUUAAUAUAAUAUUUUACGAUAUUUGAAUAGAAUUAAUUAGAACCUAAAUUAAUAUUUCUUAAUUUGAAAAAAUUUUUUAUUUAUUUUUUUUUAGCAUACUUAAACGAGAUACAUUACCAAACCUGUAAUUUCUCACAAUGUAACGCGUUAUAAAAUUUUAUUUGUCUGUACAUUACGCAAAUUCGCAAAAUAUUUGAAACUACAACAGCUUUUUUUUUCUAAAUUAAAUUAAAAUUUAAAACAAAUAAAUAUUUUAAAAUAUUUUAGAAUUGCCUUCAAUAUUUAAUUUCGGUUUAUAAUAUAAAAAAGGCAAUCCGUUGCAAUUUUAAAAAGCAAUUCUAUUUAAAUAUUAAAAUUUAAAAUUAAAAUUAUUUUGUUAAAAUAUACAUUUUCAAUUACAAGGAGAAAAUAAGAGAGCCACUAUUUUAAAAUUUUAUUAAAAUAAAGUGUUUAUCUAAUUAAAACUAAAUUUCUAUUUUAAUUAUUUUCUAAACUAAAAUGUUUUCUUCAUUUUGGAAUAUUCUCUGUAUUGUAAUUUGCGAUAAAGCUCACUCAUAUUGUGAACCUUGCAAAUUUCAUGAAAUCACAAAAAAAUAUUUAAGUUUUUAAUUUGGAAGCUGUCGUAAAAAUAAUUGUGAACAAAAAUAUAAAUAGUUUAUUAUAUAAAUAGUUUAUUAUAUAAAUAGUUUAUUUUAAUUCGUUUUGGGAAAACGGAAAUUAUUGCUAUCAACAUAAGUCUCGUUGGCAUGGAACUUUGAGGUUUUCUUUUGAUUUAUUACAAAAUUUUGAAACAUAAUUUAUAUUAGGGUAAGUUUAUUUAGUUCUUUUUUUAAAACUGUUUGAUUUAAAACUAUUUGAAAAUACUGAGAAAAACAAUGAACACCAAUUUUUUAAAUUCAAUAAAAAAUAAUAAGUGAAUUUUAUAAUAGUGGUGUAAAAUAUAAAGAAAUUUUUCAAAACAAUAAACAAAUGAAGUACAUUAUAUUGAAUUAUUAAAUUUGAUUUAGUUGAACAUAUCAUAAUUACAAGCAGCGACAGCUAAAACAUUAUUAUUUCAAAAAAAAUAUUGUGCUUUAAUUUUGUGACUGGAAUAAUUAGUAGAAAAUGCAUUAUGAGUAAAUAACAAGUAAAUUAAAAUUUUGUAUUGUCCUGUUCAAUUACUUUAUCACUUUAUACCUAAAUUAGGUAGUUAAAAAAAUAAUUACAUGAUUAA